This is a messenger RNA of Tarenaya hassleriana, 2081 nucleotides long. RefSeq names its product protein NRT1/ PTR FAMILY 6.2. Gene Ontology annotation, molecular function: transmembrane transporter activity. The coding region runs from base 99 to 1847 and encodes 582 amino acids. The record is from RefSeq and is a predicted model, not a curated record. The transcript has 7 exons. Gene Ontology annotation, cellular component: membrane. Gene Ontology annotation, biological process: transmembrane transport; oligopeptide transport. Lineage: Eukaryota; Viridiplantae; Streptophyta; Magnoliopsida; Brassicales; Cleomaceae.
GGAGGUUAACUCACAAAAAAAUACCAUUACAAAACUUGCAAGAAUCUCUCUACUUCUCUCUCUCUCUCUCUCUCCACUCGUAAACCCUAAAGAAGCAAAUGGAGAACAAGGGAGGUUGGACGGUGGCUGACGCCGUGGACUACAAGGGUCGCCCCGCCGAGAAAUCCAAGACCGGUGGUUGGAUCCCUGCCGCUCUCAUCCUCGGAAUAGAGAUAGUGGAGAGGCUGUCGACGAUGGGAAUCGCAGUGAAUUUGGUGACAUAUCUGAUGGAGACAAUGCAUCUGCCGAGCUCAACCUCUGCAAACAUUGUCACCGACUUCAUGGGAACUUCCUUCCUCCUCUCCUUGCUCGGCGGCUUCCUCGCCGAUUCCUUCCUCGGCCGCUUCAAAACCAUCGCCGCUUUCGCCGUCGUCCAAAUGCUGGGAACUGGUUCACUGGCAUUAGCGACCAAGUUGCCCGGACUACGUCCUCCGCCGUGCCACCACGGCGAACACUGCAAUCCCGCAAGCGGUUUCCAGAUGACAAUUCUCUAUAUAGCGCUUUACCUCAUAGCCCUCGGGACCGGCGGCCUCAAGUCCAGCGUCUCUGGAUUCGGAUCCGACCAAUUCGACGAGAAAGAUCCCAAGGAAAAGUCUCAAAUGGCUUAUUUCUUCAACAGGUUUUUCUUCUUCAUAAGCAUGGGAACAUUGAUGGCUGUUACAGUGCUUGUGUACAUGCAAGACGAGGUGGGGAGAAGCUGGGCUUAUGGCAUUUGCACCGUGUCUAUGGUCGUAGCCAUUGUAUUGUUCUUGUCCGGGACUAAAAGGUACCGAUACAAGAAGAGCCGAGGAAGUCCGGUCGUGCAGAUUUUACAGGUUCUGGCCGUUGCCGCGAGAAAGAGAAAGAUGGAUUUGCCUCAAAGCAUUGCUUACCUAUACGAGGAUUCUUCCGAGGGUUUGCGGGUCGAUCAUACUGACCAGUUUCGCUUGUUGGACAAGGCAGCCAUAGUUGCGGAAGGGGAUUUCGAUCAGAACCUCGAUGGUACUGCAGUUCCUAAUCCAUGGAGGCUAUGCUCAGUCACGAAAAUCGAAGAAGUGAAAAUGAUGGUCAGGCUCUUGCCGAUUUGGGCAACUACCAUAAUCUUUUGGACAACGUACGCGCAAAUGAUUACAUUCUCCGUCGAACAAGCGUCGACCAUGGAACGUACCAUCGGAACCUUCGUGAUUCCAGCAGGUUCCCUCACGGUUUUCUUCGUCGCGGCCAUUCUCGUCACUCUCGCGGUCUAUGACCGUGCCAUAAUGCCUCUGUGGAAGAAAUGGAAAGGCAAACCAGGUUUUUCAAACUUACAAAGAAUGGCAAUUGGAUUAGUCAUGUCCACCGUUGGAAUGGCGGCUGCGGCUCUAGCAGAGCAAAAACGUCUCUCGGUUGCGAAAUCUGUCACUCAUAACUAUAAUAAAACGCUACCGAUCAGCGUGUUCUUCCUCGUGCCUCAGUUCUUUCUCGUAGGAUCGGGCGAAGCGUUUAUAUACACCGGCCAACUCGAUUUCUUCCUCACCCAGUCUCCCAAAGGAAUGAAGACGAUGAGCACCGGGCUUUUCUUGACGACGUUAUCGUUGGGGUUCUUCGUGAGCAGCUUCUUGGUGUCUGUGGUGAAAAAGGUGACGGGAAGUUCUGGAAAUGGACAGGGAUGGCUGGCCGACAACAUUAACCACGGUCGGCUUGAUUGCUUCUACUGGCUUCUCGCUGUCCUAAGUGGGAUCAACUUCGUGGUCUAUAUGGUGUGCGCCUUGUGGUUCAAGCCACGAAAGGGUAAAGGCGCAUUGGAAAUGGCAGAUGGCAAAGGCUUUUCGGUCGAAGACAACUGCUAACAAAGGCUGUUUUCUUCUAGGUCUUUUGUUUCUUGCGUAUCAAGCAAUCGAGUCGUAUAUUCUCUUUGACGUCAUCCUAUUAUUGCAUUUCUUAAAAAGGAUGAAAAAAGGUUUCUUGUGUCACAAGCAAGUGGGUUGGGUUCAAAUAGGGUUUGUUCUUGCUGUUUUGUCAAUCUUUUCUUCUCGGUUAGGUGUCAACCUUUGUAUUUUGCUCAUACAUUUUUUUUUUGGUCU